CAGUUGCUCACGGUCUCCCUGUGUAUAAAUAAACGGGCUUGAGCUUAGUCAGAGCACACAAGUUCUGAAACUCACACGUCUGAAGACUGAAUAGUUCCAAACAGCUGGACAUUUCUGGAAUGAUAAAGAAGGUGAUUUGCCUGGUCUUGCUUGGAAGCUUGAUCUUUUCCUGCAAUGGAAGUGCUCCAGUGGAUCCCUGCUGCUCGGAGCCUUGUCAGAACAGGGGUUUAUGUGUAUCUAAAGGUUUAGAUGCCUAUGAGUGUGACUGCACAAGAACUGGAUACUACGGAGAGAACUGCACUACACCGGAACUUUCCACUUGGAUCAGGUCCAUUGUGAAACCAAAACCAAACACAGUACAUUACCUGCUGACACACUUUCAAUGGAUAUGGGACAUCAUUAAUAACAUCUCAUUUCUGAGGAACGCUUUGAUGCGCUAUGUCCUCACAUCGAGGGCAAAUUUGGUGGACAGUCCCCCAACUUACAAUGCUGAUUAUCACUACAAAAGUUGGGAAGCAUACUCCAACCUAUCCUACUACACUCGUACAUUGCCCCCAUUGCCCAAACACUGUCUGUCAAUGGGCGCCACAUCUCUUCCUGACGUUAAACAGGUGGUGCAAAAGGUCCUCCUGAGACAGAAGUUCAUUCCAGACCCACAGGGUACCAGCCUGAUGUUUGCAUUUUUUGCUCAGCAUUUUACUCAUCAGUUCUUCAAGUCUGACUUCAAGAAAGGACCGGCUUUCACCAAAUCUCUGGGUCACGGAGUUGAUUUAAGUCACAUCUAUGGAGACACUCUGGAGAAACAGCACAAACUGAGACUUUUCAAAGAUGGAAAGUUGAAAUAUCAGGUUCUGGACGGGGAGGUGUACCCCCCUCUGGUUAAAGACAUUCAGGUCGAGAUGCACUACCCACCUCACAUUCGUGAGGAGUUCCGAUUCGCAGUGGGCCAUGAAGCGUUCGGCCUGGUCCCAGGCCUGAUGAUGUAUGCCACUAUCUGGCUCAGAGAGCACAACCGGGUGUGUGACAUCCUGAAGCAGGAGCAUCCCACCUGGGACGAUGAGCGUCUUUUUCAAACUGCACGCCUUAUACUGAUCGGUGAGACCAUCAAAAUCGUAAUUGAGGACUAUGUUCAGCACCUGAGCGGCUACAACCUCAAGCUUAAAUUUGACCCCGAGCUCCUCUUCGGCGAGAGUUUCCAGUACCAGAACCGCAUUGCAUCUGAGUUCAACACGCUGUACCACUGGCACCCGCUCAUGCCCGACACCUUUCAAAUCCAGGACCAGUUCUUUACACACUCCCAGUUUCUCUUCAACAACUCCAUAGUGGCACAGUAUGGGAUCGGCAACCUGGUGGAGUCUUUCAGCAAACAGCAAGCUGGCAGGAUCUCUGGUGGAAGGAAUCUGCCUGCUGGAGUGCAGGUAAUGGCUACUAAAAUCCUGGAGCACAGCAGAGAGACACGCUAUCAGUCCUUUAAUGCUUACAGGAAGCGUUUUAACAUGGAGCCAUACACUUCUUUUGAAGAACUGACAGGAGAUAAAGAACUUGCAUCAGAUCUGAAGAGUCUGUAUGGAGAUGUGAACUCCGUUGAGCUCUACACUGGUCUUUUGGUGGAAAAACCAAGACACAAUGCUGUAUUUGGAGAGACCAUGGUCGAGAUGGGUGCCCCCUUUUCCCUCAAAGGGCUUUUGGGAAAUCCCAUCUGCUCCCCUCAGUACUGGAUGCCCAGUACGUUUGGGGGUAAAGUAGGAUUUGACAUUGUAAACACUGCCUCUCUGAGGAAGCUUGUGUGCCUCAAUGUUAAAGGACCAUGCCCUUUCGUGUCCUUUAAAGUGCCUGAGGACAAAGUGUACAAUUUAGCAGAUAUUAGCUUGAAUUCAACUGCUUCACAAGAAGGUGACGUCAAUCCCACUGUCUUACUGAAAGAACGGACUUCAGAGCUUUAACAAACAACAAGUGCACUAUUUACAAUUUAUUACAGAAGUAUUGUUAAAUUGUUUUUAGUUGUUUGUUAUUUAUUAUAUUAUUUAUUUAAAUGUCAAAUAAGGUUCAUGGGGGCCUAGUGUCAUUGACCUAUUCCAGGGAACAAGACACGUAAAUGGCUGUGAUGAGUCAAAUCCCUAUGCUAUUUAUUUAAAUAUUUAUUUAUUAACAUGCUUUAUUAUGUUUUUUAAUAUUUGGGAAAGGUAAGGUGUACAGGACAGUGGUGAGACCAAAAAGAAGAAUGAACAUUUUGUAUUGUUUUUAAUAAAAGUCUUGU
This is a messenger RNA of Clarias gariepinus (North African catfish), 2257 nucleotides long. RefSeq names its product prostaglandin-endoperoxide synthase 2a (gene ptgs2a). Gene Ontology annotation, molecular function: prostaglandin-endoperoxide synthase activity; peroxidase activity; oxidoreductase activity, acting on single donors with incorporation of molecular oxygen, incorporation of two atoms of oxygen. The record is from RefSeq and is a predicted model, not a curated record. The coding region runs from base 120 to 1943 and encodes 607 amino acids. Gene Ontology annotation, biological process: cyclooxygenase pathway; response to oxidative stress. The transcript has 9 exons. Gene Ontology annotation, cellular component: cytoplasm; neuron projection. Lineage: Eukaryota; Metazoa; Chordata; Actinopteri; Siluriformes; Clariidae.